CUUUCAGUACCUCAGUUGUGACCAUUCAAAUAUGAUUUUUUUGCAGACAGCCCCAAGGUUCCUGAAUAUUUAAUCUACCACUUGGACAUCUGGCUUCACUACAAUGCAACAAGCUUUAGAACUGGCAUUGGACCGUGCAGAGUAUAUCAUUGAAAGUGCCCGUCAGAGACCUCCCAAACGAAAAUAUUUAUCCAGUGGAAGAAAAUCUGUGUUUCAAAAGCUGUAUGAUUUGUAUAUAGAAGAAUGUGAGAAAGAGCCUGAGAUAAAGCAGAAGCUGAGGCGAAAUGUGAACUUACUUGAGAAGCUGGUUAUGCAGGAGACGUUGUCAUGUCUGGUUGUGAAUCUCUAUCCAGGAAAUGAGGGAUAUUCACUUAUGCUCAGGGGAAAAAAUGGCUCAGAUUCUGAGACCAUUCGACUGCCUUAUGAAGAAGGAGAAUUGCUUGAAUAUUUGGAUGCAGAGGAGCUACCACCUAUUUUGGUUGACCUUUUGGAAAAAUCUCAGGUUAAUAUUUUUCAUUGUGGGUGUGUCAUAGCAGAAAUUCGUGACUACAGACAGUCUGGUAACAUGAAAUCACCAACAUACCAAAGCAAGCACAUUCUUUUGCGUCCAACAAUGCAAACUUUAAUAUGUGAUGUGCAUUCUAUAACCAGUGACAACCACAAAUGGACACAAGAGGAUAAACUUCUACUUGAAAGCCAGCUUAUUUUAGCUACGGCAGAGCCUCUGUGUCUUGAUCCUUCAAUAGCAGUAACCUGCACAGCAAAUAGACUCCUCUAUAACAAGCAGAAGAUGAAUACUCGACCAAUGAAACGGUGCUUUAAGAGAUACUCCAGGUCAUCUCUGAAUAGGCAGCAGGAUGUGGCUCAUUGUCCGACUCCACCUCAGCUGAGAAUACUUGACUACUUACCUAAAAGAAAAGAAAGGAAAGGAGCCCAACAAUAUGAUCUCAAAAUUUCUAAAGCUGGAAAUUGUGUAGAUAUGUGGAAACAGAAUCCUUGCUGCUUGACUGCUCCUUCUGAAGUGGAUGUGGAAAAAUAUGCCAAAGUGGAAAAGUCUAUCAAACCUGAUGACUCGCAACCAACUGUCUGGCCAGCACAUGAGAUAAAAGAUGAUUAUAUAUUUGAAUUUGAAGUUGGUAAUCAACUUCAGAAAACAAAACUGACCAUUUUUCAGUCUCUUGGUAAUCCUCUGUACUAUGGUAAAAUACAGACACUCAAAGGUGAUGAGGAGAAUGAGAGCCUAAUAUCUCCAUCACAGUUUCCAAUUGGCUCCAAGACUGAUGCUGAAAGGGUCAUAAACCAAUACCAAGAGCUAAUUCAAAAUGAAGCUAAAUGUCCUGUGAAGAUGUUUCAUAAUUCAGGCGGAUCAGUCAAUCUAAGUCAUCUUUCUCCAGGGAAGGAAAUGGAACAGCCAGAAAGUUUGUCGGGUUCUGUUCAAUCUUCAGUAUUGGGAAAGGGUGUGAAGCACCGACCUCCCCCGAUCAAAUUACCUUCAAGUUCAGGAAGUAGCUCUUCAGGUAAUAUUUUUAGUCCACAGCAGUCAAGUGGCCACCUAAAGUCCCCAACUCCUCCUCCUCCUCUUCCUCCUUCUAAGCCUCCCAGUCUCUCUCGGAAACAAUCUAUGGAUCUUAGUCAAGUUAGCAUGCUUUCUCCAGCUGCCAUGUCUCCUGCAAGUUCUUCACAAAGAGCCGGUGCAGUUGUAUCUCUGUGGUCUGGAACUCCUAAACCAUCUACUCCUACUCCAACCAACACCCCUUCAUCGACCCCACACCCUCCUGAUGCUCAGAGCUCAACUCCUAUUACCCCUUCUGCCACCCCUACUCCCCAAGAUUCAGGCUUCACCCCUCAGCCCACUUUGUUAACCCCGUUUGCUCAGCAGCAAAUGUCACUGAGCCAGGCAUUGCCUGUAAUGACCAUUCCUCUUUCCACCAUGGUAACAUCCAUUACUACAGGAACAGCCUCCACCCAGGUCAUGGCAAACCCUGCAGGACUUAACUUCAUCAAUGUAGUGGGCUCUGUUUGCGGAGCACAGACAUUGAUGAGUGGCUCAAACACCAUGCUGGGAUGUAAUACCGGUGCCAUAACCCCUGCAGGUAUAAAUCUGAGUGGCAUAUUACCAUCAGGAGGUCUGGUACCAAAUGCGCUGCCAGCUGCAAUGCAGUCUGCCUCUCAAGCAGGCAGCACUUUUGGUUUAAAAAAUACUUCCAGUCUUCGGCCUUUAAAUCUACUACAGCUUCCAGGUGGCUCGCUUAUUUUCAACCCACUCCAGCAGCAGCAGCAACAACAGCUAUCACAGUUUUCUCCACAGCAGCCGUCCCAACAGCCUACCACCUCUAGUCCUCAACAACAGGGAGAACAGGUGUCUGAGCAAGGUUCAUGCAAUCAAGACCAGGCCUUGUCUGCCCAACAAGCUGCUGUCAUUAACCUUACUGGAGUAGGGAACUUUAUGCAGCCUCAAGCAACAGCAGUUGCGAUUCUUGCAGCAUCAAACGGCUAUGGCGGCAGCAGCACAAGCAGCUCACCUACGACAUCAGCAACAUUCAGGCAGCCACUCAAAAAGUAAAAGGAAGAGAGGUGCCCCAGCCCCUCCGAGCUCCUGAGCCUGGCAAUUUUAUAUCUAAAAAAAGGUCUUUGAUUUAAAACUUUUUUUAACAAAUUAUUUUUAAGAAAGGAGAAAGCUCAGAAAUCAGUAUUUUACAUUGCUGGUAAGAAAAAUGAACUUUUCAAAUUACACUGAAGUGUGUAAACUGUAUCUGGAAGCCAAGCCUAUGGAAAAUAGGAAUUUCAUCUAAUAAGCAGCUAGGGUUUGGUUUCUGGAAGUCACUUAAUAUUUUUAACAAAAUAUUUUGCCUUGUAUUUUUUACCAUUCAGCAACAUUGUACAUAGUUCAGGGGUGAUGAGACAUUUUAAGGCAAAAAUGAACUUUGUAAAUGUAGUAUUGGUAUUUGUUUAUUUAGUAUAAAAGGUUUGUGAACACUGUAACAAAUACAAUUUUUACAAAUCCA
Messenger RNA from Gavialis gangeticus (Gharial), 3005 nucleotides. RefSeq names its product SPT20 homolog, SAGA complex component (gene SUPT20H). The record is from RefSeq and is a predicted model, not a curated record. Gene Ontology annotation, biological process: regulation of transcription by RNA polymerase II. The coding region runs from base 104 to 2563 and encodes 819 amino acids. NCBI's taxonomy places the organism in Eukaryota, Metazoa, Chordata, Crocodylia, Gavialidae. Gene Ontology annotation, molecular function: transcription coregulator activity. The transcript has 24 exons. Gene Ontology annotation, cellular component: SAGA complex.